AUGAUGACCACGAGCUACCCGCACAAUGGUGGCAUGCACCCACAGGGCAUGCCUCACGCGCAUCCGGGCAUGGGAGGCCCAGGCCCAAAUCCAGGACAGCCCGGAAUGCCGCCAGGCAUGCAGCACGUCUCCGGUCCCAAUGGCCCCGUCAGUCAAGCAGGACCUAUGAUGGGUGGCAUGCAACCGGGCGGCAUGGGAGGCCCCAAUGCCCAUGCCCUCUCACACCUGCAGCCCCAGCAAGCCCACAUGUUUCCCCAGCAGCAGCAACAGCAGCAGCAGCAACAGCAACAGCACCAGAUGAUGAACCCUGCGCUUAUGCAGCAGCAGAGAACUGCCCAGCAAGCAUUCAUGCAUCGCCAACAGCAGCAGGCAAUGCUUGCCCACCAACAAGGUAACAUGGGUAUGGGAUUCCAGAACCCCAUGGCGAACAUGAACCCGGCGCAAGCACAACAGCUGCAGGCAAUGCGAAAUGGACAGUUGGGCCAAGGCCCUUUUGUCAAUCUCCCACCUCAUCUGCUCCAACAACAGCAGCAGAUGGGACAGCCAGGAGGACCACAGCACCAGGCUGCCAUGGCACAAGCACAUCAACAAGCACAGCAGCAUCAACAGAUGCAGCAGCAGCAAGCAAUCGCCAUGCAACAUGCUCAAUCGCAAUCCAGUAACCACAGCCAGGCAGGAAACCAAGGGCCUCAGCAGACCUCGCAGCCUCAGCAAGGCCCUCUUCGUCCCCCUUCAGCCAUAGGGAGUCACCAAGGACAAUCUUCGCCAGCUCCCCAACCCACACCUCAACAGCAGCCACAGCCACCGCCGCAACAGCUGCAACAGCAACAGCAACACCAGCAACAACAACAGGCUCAACAGGCUCAGCAACAGCAACAACAGGCCCAGCAACAGGCCCAGCAACAACAGCAGCAGCAACAGCAGCAGCAACAGCAGCAACAGCAGGCUCAACAGCAACAGGCUCAGCAACAACAACAAGCCCAACAGCAGCAGGCCCAACAGCAGCAACAGCAACAGCAACAACAAGCGCAGCAACAACAACAGCAACAGCAACAGCAAGCACAGCAGCAGGCCCAACAACAGGCUCAGCAGCAGCAACAGCAACAAUCGGCUCAACAGCAACAGUCACAGUCAGGCCCUGCACCGCAACAGCAGACUCCCGCUCCUGCUCAGCCACCCAGUCUGCCCCAGCAAUCAAAUCAGCAAGCUUCAAACCAAGCCCAGAUGCAAGCACGGAAUCCAGCCUUGAUGCAACAGGCCCAAGCACAGGCCCAAGCCCAAGCAACCGCACAGCAGAAUCACGCUCGCAACUUGGCGAUGAUGCACCAGAACAAGCAAGCUAUUGGCCAAGGUACAUUGAAACUGCUGAACUUCACGGAUCAAAUAGGGAGAUUCGAUGUCUCCUCUGAAGAUAACCGCAAGAACAACAACGUGGAGAGGUGGCAGGCUUUUGUGGACAAAUUCUUCAUGGAAACUGGAUCGUUUAUUCAUGUCGUCUGCUCGUCGAGUGCAGAGAGGUCCAAGCAGUUCGAGAUUGUCUACGCUGCACUACCACGGUACUUCUAUACGCUUUUCAACACCGACGUUACGAACCUACAGAUCACCCUGGAUGGAGCCAACGAGAAGGUUGGGCCUAACGAGCUGAAGGUUACGUGUGACCGAGCCAAGUUGAUCUACACGUACAAAAACUCGUGCCAAGUCGUCUAUCACGGCAAGCUCACAGCCUUUUGGUCUGGGUCAGACAAGAUGGAGUGGCUCAUGUUCGAUGGCUCUGGCCAUGAACAGUUCUUGCCGCUCAAUGCCUUGAGGCAGAUGUUUGUCCAGCCAUCUCCUACCCAAAUGAACCCCAACCAGUCUCCGAGGAUGAAGAACAAGAAACAAGCGUUGCAGCGAGGCGGACAAGAACCACCUGAGCCGUACCUGCCGUUGAACAAGCUGAUUAGCGCUGGUGCCACAGACUACGGCUUACCACAUGGCUUACAGAAUUAUCUCGAGAUUUACGAACCGAUGAACCACAUGACCAGUCUCAUGGCGCACUAUCUCGAGAACCCCCACAUGAAGCCAAGCGAGGCUCUCGAGUCUUGGAAUGCAACCAUGUCCAACAACCAGGCUGCUCUUCAAGGUCCACAAGGCCAAAACCAAGGACAACAGUCUGCCCAAGGCAUGCAGGCUAAUAUGACAACUGGUGCACGCCCUUCUGGGCCUGGUCAACCGGGGCAGAUGUUCAUGUCGCCUGCAAUGCAAAACUCACUGCUCCCUAACGGAUCAAAUGGUUCGCCUCACUUCAGCCACACGCCGUCACCUCAUUCGCAGCCUAUGAUGAAGCAGCAAAGCACGAGCUCGCACACGAUGAGCGUCAACACCUCGCCGAACAUGAACAACAAGCGGCGGCGAAGUACAGCAAAGAUGGAAAUGGAUGAUGGUGGAGAAAUGAAUGGUGCGUCAAAAGUCAAGCAAAGCCCACGAGUUGGAGGUAACAAGAGAAUGAAGGCAGGUAACUAG
Molecule: messenger RNA, 2502 nt
Organism: Exserohilum turcica Et28A
Lineage: Eukaryota; Fungi; Ascomycota; Dothideomycetes; Pleosporales; Pleosporaceae
Exons: 3
Coding region: 1-2502 (833 amino acids)
Source: RefSeq, a predicted model, not a curated record